Cataglyphis hispanica is the source of this 6121-nucleotide messenger RNA. RefSeq names its product actin-binding protein WASF3 (gene SCAR). The record is from RefSeq and is a predicted model, not a curated record. Gene Ontology annotation, cellular component: cytoskeleton; SCAR complex. The transcript has 9 exons. Gene Ontology annotation, biological process: actin cytoskeleton organization; positive regulation of Arp2/3 complex-mediated actin nucleation. The coding region runs from base 419 to 2209 and encodes 596 amino acids. Gene Ontology annotation, molecular function: actin binding; Arp2/3 complex binding; protein kinase A regulatory subunit binding. NCBI's taxonomy places the organism in Eukaryota, Metazoa, Arthropoda, Insecta, Hymenoptera, Formicidae.
GCGGAGGGACGACGUAACGAGGAAGUUAGAGCUAGGGAGAGCUAACGAGUGAGUGUGAGCAAGCGAGUGUACUACGAACACGAGCGCGUUUCUGCUGCUGCUGCUGCUGCGUGCCUGUGUGCUACAGCGCAACGCCAUUUUCUGUGCUCGCGGGUGAAGUCGUCGAUUCGCAUUUGUCCGGUUCGGUGCCGUCGUCGCGACGUCGGCCGACGUCGCCCACACGUUGAUCGCCGUAUCGUCUCCUGGCGAGGACACGAUCGGCCUUCUUCUCUCUCCCCUGGUUGCCCGCUCGGCUUCUACGUCCGGGAUAUGCGCGAACACGCGGCGGACAGCCGUGCGACGGAUACGAUGGUCUCGAGAGAGCGGUGAGUGAGUUACCGCGAGGAAGAGCAAGCAGGAGAAACAAGCAGCCGGCAAAAUGCCGCUUCCGAAACGACUAGUGGAGCCCGUACAUGUGGCGCGCGGCACCAUCCCCGAGGACUUCCCGCUGCCGUCGGAGCUCGAAGCAGCCACUAAUGGUACUUUAGCUAAUACAAUCAGACAAUUGUCGAGUCUAUCGAGGCACGCCGAAGAUCUGUUCGGCGAGCUAGCGAGGGAGGCACACGGAUUGAGCGAUCGAGCCAACUCUCUGCAGGCUAGGAUAGAUCGUUUGGCUGUCAAAGUCACCCAGCUAGAUAGUAAUGUCGAAGAAGUCUCGUUGCAAGAUAUACACAUGAGGAAAGCCUUCAAGAGUUCUGUAGUGUUUGAUCAGCAAGUUGUCUCUAGAGACACGAUGCCGACGGCGAUGCUGGAGACCUAUCACCAAUGUGAUACGCCGCCGCCUUUAGACAAGCUUAAUAUUUAUAGAGAGGAUGGCAAGGACGGCUUAAAGUUCUAUACCGAUCCGAAUUACUUUUUUGAUCUGUGGAGUCAGGAGAUGCUCAAGGAUACAGAAAAGAAAUUGCACGAUCGAGGGAAGAAGAGCGAGUCUGAAUAUGCCGAACCGUUCAGAGAGCCGCAUAGGCCUCGGAAUGAAGGUGGCGGCGGAGGUGGCGGCGGCAGGCACAAGAAGCGCGUGAGACAGCCGCACAAUACAAGGGAACGGCAACGGCAAUUGGCUGUCGGCCACGGCGAGUAUAUCAUGCCGACGCAGACGGUGCAGUAUAGGGCGCCGCAUAAUGUGCAGCCCGGCGAUGACACGCUACUGGGAAUGGUGAUGACAGAUCCUAGGCCGCCCAGGCCUAACAGUAUCGAGCUGCGGCGGAGUUAUCCCCCGGAAGAGCAGCAUCUCUACAGCCCACCGUCUUCCGACUACAGGGCAACGAACUACAUAGCUCAAGGUUAUGAUGAGAACUCGUACGGAUCGCAUUAUGCUCCGGGUCAGGUGCCGGCCGGCAGUGAAACGUAUCAGAGUCCUGGUCAGAGCACUCCAAGCCGUGGCGGCAGAUCGCGGCCGUCGCAACCGCCACCGGCGCCACCGAGUAACGCUUCCAGCAAUUCUACGCCCACGGUAGCGUCCGCCAACAACACCCCCACUAGAGGAAGAUCCAUGAGCACCGGUAGAGACACUCUACCGCCGCCGCCUCCACCGCCAGGAGAAACCAUGUCUCCUCCUUCCAUGAACGGUUCCAUACCGUCACAUUUGCUGAAUAGGAACGGAAGUCGGACGGACAGUCCUCUACCGAGUCAACGCUCGACACCGACGCCGCCGAACCAUUCUGGCCAAUUGGGCAUGGAUGAAACCGAUCCGGCGGUACCCCAGGAUCUUCCGCCGCCUCCACCUACUCCGGAUCCUACCCCUCCGAGACCCAUCUCUCCUCCAUGCAACAUUCCGCCACCACCACCGCCGCCUCCUCCUCCGCCGGUUGUCAACGGCCCGACGGCGCCAUUGCCACUUACGAAUGGCGACAUCGCGAAAAUGAUCGCGACGAAUCCGCCGAAGCUGAAACCUCUGAAGAGCAUUGUGGACGGUCAAUUAAGGAAGCCUGUCAAUCCGAAUAUUCCUUUGGUCGAUCCGCGAAACGAUCUGCUCAAGGCGAUUCGCGAUGGAAUAAAGUUACGCAAGGUGGAAAAGAUCGAACAGAAGGAGGUGGAGCGUGUGAAUGCGCUCAACGACGUUGCAUCCAUUCUGGCACGUCGCGUUGCUGUCGAAUUCAGCGACAGCGAUUCGGCAUCGGAGAGCGAGUGUGACAGCGAGGGAUGGGGCGAACAGGAGAGCAAUUUGGCGUGACCCAACUCGCUUCAAUCCGCCGCCGUUACUGCCUCUUAAAGAAAUGGCCGAUAAUUCUUUCAUUUUGACAUGUCAUCUCAAUGCUCCGUCGUGCUAUAGCAAGCUGAUCUAUUUGGUUCGUUUGUUAUCUUUAUGACCAACUUUUCAUUUUUGAGGAUCUGUAACGUUCACAUAUUAAUUUAAAUACGCGUUGCAUAUUUAAAAGUGGAUAGCCUCCAGAAUUAUAUGGUAAAUUCUAAGUUAUAAGAUUACAAACCUACACGAUUCUCUCAACAGAGAUCAUUUGGCACAAAGGAUACGUCGCAAUGUGAAGGUCUUAUAUACAAUACAUUAAUUUAUUAUCGUUCAUAAACAAAGGCAAUAUAUUUUAGUUUUUAGUAUAUUCGCUUCUUUUCUCGCGUUAUUAAUACGAGAGAAUUUUAAGAGACAUUGUAUUGAUUAUUGGUUUAUUAAUUUUUUACAUUGAGAGUAAUUUACUAAAAAAUAUUUGUUUUGGAAAGGAUGAAAAGAUUCAAAUUUCGAAAAAAAAAUUUUUUUAAAGGAAUCUCCAAAAUUUUAUGAUUUCAUGGAAUUAUCGUCAAUCAUAGUAUCUUUCUAAGUUUUACAAGUUAAUUCGCAAUAUUGAAUGGACUGGCGAGCCAACCAAUCGUCAUGCAAUAGAACCGUUUAAUUUAAUCACUGUCCUUAGAAUGUUCUCGAGGACGCGCCAAUUACGGCCAAUUUAAUCGCGAGCGUAGCUUUCACCGAAUCGCGAUUCGAGUUUUGAACUCGUGAGCUUGCAAGAGUAUACAAUGCCAAGCUCACGCACUAAGUUAAUAAUAGAAGAUGCUGUUGAUCCAGGUUAGAGAAUCUUGGAUAAACAAGGAAAUCCUGAAAACAAACCCAUUGAUAGGUUGAACGCCGCAUUUUUUUGAAAUUGUACACUUUGAAAUAAAAUAUUUUGCAUAUUUCUCUAUGAUCAGCUCAAAAAAAGAAUUUAGAGAUAUUAAUAUUGAAAAUUAAUAAUGUAUAUUAUUUUUAUAAUAUAUUAUAUUAUUAAUUAUAAUAUAUUAUUAUUAAUUAUACAAUUCUAUAUAAAUUCAUCGAUUAAAGAUAUAAAAUAAAUAUUGAUAAAUAAAUAUAUUAAAUUUUUUAUUAAAUAUUUUUAUUAAAUUAUUUUAGUAUUCACUUGUAUUUAGUAUUUAUAAUUGACACAUAAUUCUGAUUACAAUAAUCAUGUUGCGAGGCGUUCAAGCUAUCGACGGAAUAAGCAUAUGGAGAAAAUGCACAUCAACUUGCCGAAGUCGUGGCUCCCCGAAUAGAGCGACUUCCUUCCCGGCACAUUCCAUAACGACAAUGUACGAAGAUACACGACGAUCGUACACUCACAUAAACAUUUGUAAUAAUAAUAAUAAUAAUAAUAAUGAUAAUAACGAUAAAAAAUAGUAAUAAUAAUAUAUAAGCACAUCUCUCUACUUACCCCAUAGACGAGCGCUCCGCGUUAAUGCAUACAUAAUCGAUAAGAUGAGUUAAACCAAAAGGUGCAGGCGUUAGGAUGUACUCUCGUGAGCGAGAUUAUAAGAUAAACUUCUUAAUCUAAAAGUAUGUUUCGUAUUCAUGAGAGUGAGUCUUGAAACUUUUAUCCUUCUUCGCAUUUCCGAGUCACGAUCUUCCAUACUGUGGUGCAGAUAGAAACGUAGUACAAGAUGAUAAAGUAAUCGCAUCGUUUCGAAUAUAUCUUUUUUAUUUCUGCAUUUACUUAUUUUUUUUUAACAAUGUUUAUAUAUGUCAAUAUGUUAUUUUAGACGCAUAAUAUAAAUGAUAAUCAUAUUUACGACGAACAUCUCAAAUUUUUAAGAAAAAGAAAAUUGAUUUUUGUUUUUAAAUAUUCAAACGAGGUGACUACUUUUGCCGCAUCUUCUGCGUGGAAACCACAUAUGUAGUGUCGAGAAACCAAAAUACUCUGUUAAAUAUAGAACAUUACGUCUAAAUGCGCGAGAAAGGAUUAAUAUUUUUUAGCAUAUUCAUUAACUUGAUGGCGAAAAAAGACAGGAGAAAAAAAAUAUAUAUGCAACAUAUAAUAUAUAUGUUGUUAACGCAGGAGCAUAAUUGCCAAUCGGUGGGUAACGGGGAGGAAGAAAUAUACGAUUGUGAUUUAUUUUGCAUCGAUGUUGACGAAGCACGACGACGACGAUUCUAGAUAAGACAGUAUACAUAUAUAUACAGAUAUAUAUAUAUAUAUAUAUAUAUAUAUAUAUAUAUAUAAUAUUAUAGUAUAUAUAAAAAAAUAUUGAUUGUUAAGAUUGCUACGAAAUCUUACGGUGGUGACGGAAAAGAAGAGCGUUCUUUUUCCGCUACUUCCAGGAGUUUCCUCGAGAAUAAGGUCUGUAAAUUUUCUUGUAUGUACUAUUGCGAAUUUUCUGUAAGUAACGCGAAAAUGGAGCGAGCAAUUCUGUUGGACCAGAUACGUGGACACUCGCAAGAUUUACUUGCAAACAAAGAAAAUUAGACAAAUCCAGAAAUUUUCUGGCUUUAUGAUAUAAAGUUUUCUUAGAAAAGCUCUAAUAUAUAGUCAAUUUUGAGUUUUUCUUAGAAAAUUCAGUAAAGUGAAUUUUGUGUUUAAUGUGUACGCAUUUUUCCUUUAUUUUAUAAAAUUAAUGUAAAUUAUUAUAUUAUUAUUCACCGGUUAUCUUCUGGUUUUUAGGUAACUUUAUUUUCUCGUCAACUUAAUUGACUCGAACCACGUAACUGUAAUUAUAUUUAAUGUUUCAAUUGUGUAUAAAAUAUAUUAUGUGAAAGCGAAAUAUAUGGCAACGAUGUGUGUAUGUACAUUUAUGCGAAUCUAUAAGAACACAGGAAGCUAUAAGCUAGAAUAUAAUAUUAAUCAAUUUCUACAUACGAGGCUCGCUGAGGUGACAAGUGAACUGCCUGACGAUUCAAGCUCAAGUUUAAUUUAUUUUGAAAUGUGAACAAAAUCACAAAGUAAAGAGAGGAUUUAGAUAAAACAAUUUCAUGUAGAUUAAACAAACUAGAUUAAUUCUAUUAAUCAUUUUCAAUUUCCGGAAUUUAGAUAAAUAUUAUUCUGUCUGUAUUAAUUCCCUUGUAACAGCCAAAGACAUUUUAUGAACGGACUAUUAUAUCGUUCACUUCACAAAAAUAAUUGAUAGAUGAUUUUGUUUAACUUUCUGGAUGUAUUGUACUUUUCAGAUAUCUAUUUUUUAUUUGAAUAAUAUUAUAUACACGGGAUGCACCAACAUUUCUUUUAAAGAUAGCUCCUUUAUUACUUAUAUUUUUUUUUUUAAUUGUGGAUCCUAUCCACACAGCGUAUAUAUUUUUUCGAAAUAGAUUUAUUAGUUUCACGAAAAUAUUGGCGCAUCCGUUAUACACGCGUAGUGCAGAUCGAAAUUAGAUGUAAGAAUACUAGACGUAACAAAUAUUCUUUACUAUCUCGCCAAUUUACGAUACAGUAUUUAUCGAAAGUUUUUUCUAAGACGAAAAAGAAGAGAACGUGUAAAACGGGGUUCUCUUUUGGAAUGUAAGCUUCUCGAUAUCGUGCAUUUAUAUGAACGAAAUAAAUGUAACUAUCAUCAUUCGUCUCAAAACCGCGCUUUCCUAUAAAUUAUUGUAAAGCCGUUGUACCUAUGUGUCCACGGGUAUUCCAAAGCUUAUAUAAAAUAAAGUAUGCUCGAGGUAUAUAGUUGAUAAACGGUCGGGGUUCAUCAAAUCGAUCUAACUCGAGAAAAGAAAAAAAGAAAGAUGAUAAAGAAGGAGAAUACGAUCUCGCCUCGAAUCUGUCUCCGGCAAAGAUCCAUCCAGGAUAUAUGUGAGCAUCAUUUACCCACACCGUUACAAAUAUACGAUGGUAUUAUUAACAAUAAUAAAUUUGUAGCAAAUCUGUACAGAGCCAAAUAAAUCAAAAAGGUUUCGUAAAUA